Messenger RNA from Podarcis raffonei (Aeolian wall lizard), 1473 nucleotides. RefSeq names its product CYFIP-related Rac1 interactor A-like. Gene Ontology annotation, biological process: regulation of actin filament polymerization. The transcript is spliced from 11 exons. The record is from RefSeq and is a predicted model, not a curated record. The coding region runs from base 380 to 1351 and encodes 323 amino acids. NCBI's taxonomy places the organism in Eukaryota, Metazoa, Chordata, Lepidosauria, Squamata, Lacertidae. Gene Ontology annotation, molecular function: small GTPase binding.
GUCUAUGGCCACAGGCUCCCCAGCCCUGCUGUAGGCAUUGCGUGGUGGAACUGAAGCUGCUGAGCUACGGUUGUUCUGCUGCGGAGCUGGGAGGAAGGGGAAGUCCAGUGGAGGCUGAGGGCUCUGGAAGCACGCAGAAAGCUCUCACAGGAAGUCUGAGGUGCAGCACAGCACACUCUGCUUCCCUCUGGGAGUCCAAAAUAGAAAAUAUAGAAGUGGUUGUGGGAUUUCCACACAGACAAGGCUGCAAUGAGAUAUACAGACAGAGCUGAGCUGCCUGCAGCAGCAGCAGUGACACGUGCCCUCUUCACUCACUCAAGCCCUUCAGAGAGGACCUGUUUGAGGACAGAGGGCUCUCUCUGAAGCAGGUCUGCUGGCCAUGGGCAACCUGAUAAAGGUAUUGGGCAAAGAUUUAGAAAACUGUCCUCAUUUUUUCCUGGAUUUUGAAAAUGCACAGCCCACAGAAGCCGAGACAGCUGUGUGGAACCAGGUGAACGCUGUCCUAGAGGAGGCACAGACCAUUCUGGCGGAACUGCAGUCCUACACUGGAGCUGGGCAAGAGAUCAGAGAGGCCAUCCAAAACCCCAGUGACUUGCAGCUCCAAGAAAAGGCAUGGAACGCCGUGUGUCCCCUUGUGGCAAAGCUGAAGCGUUUUUAUGAGUUUUCCCUUAGACUUGAGAAUGCCUUGCGGAGCUUGCUGGAAGCUCUCACCAGCCCACCUUACGCCCCGACUCAGCACCUGGAGAGGGAACAGGCUCUCGCCAAACAGUUUGCAGAAAUCUUACACUUCACCCUCAGUUUUGACGAGCUCAAGAUGACCAACCCUGCCAUCCAGAAUGAUUUUAGCUACUAUAGAAGAACCAUCAGUCGAAACCGGAUCAACAACCUGCAGUUAGACGCUGAGAGUGAGGUGAACAACGAAAUGGCCAACCGGAUGUCCCUCUUCUACGCAGAGGCCACCCCAAUGCUGAAGACUCUCAGCAAUGCCACGACCAAAUUUGUUUCAGAGAACAAAACUCUUCCCAUUGAGGACACAACUGACUGUUUGAGCACCAUGGCCUGUGUCUGCCGGGUGAUGCUGGAAACGCCGGAAUAUCGGAGCCGCUUCACCAACACCGAAACUCUCCUUUUCUGCAUGCGGGUGAUGGUGGGGGUCAUCAUUCUUUAUGACCAUGUCCAUCCUGUGGGGGCUUUCGCCAAGACCUCCAAAAUUGACAUGAAAGGAUGUAUCAAGGUCUUGAAAGACCAGCCUUCCAACAGCACAGAAGGCCUUCUGAAUGCACUGAGGUACACCACCCGGCACCUCAAUGAUGACACCACAUCCAAGCAGAUCCGGGCCUUGCUGCAAUGAGCACCCCCUGCAGUCGAGGGGUGGGUGGCAUUCACCAGAGACCCAAGAAGGGGAUUUCUCCAUGGAACCUUCAGCAGAAAUUUUAAUGUUGACAUAUUGCUAUAAAUAACCAUUGGCCAUCA